This is a messenger RNA of Lagopus leucura (white-tailed ptarmigan), 3241 nucleotides long. It is a transcript of the gene KCTD21, whose product is annotated as potassium channel tetramerization domain containing 21. Gene Ontology annotation, biological process: ubiquitin-dependent protein catabolic process; protein homooligomerization. Lineage: Eukaryota; Metazoa; Chordata; Aves; Galliformes; Phasianidae. The record is from RefSeq and is a predicted model, not a curated record. Bases 98 to 880 code for a protein of 260 amino acids. Gene Ontology annotation, molecular function: histone deacetylase binding; cullin family protein binding. The transcript has 2 exons.
CCCCCGCUUCCUCCUCCGCCUCCUGCGGGUCCGGGCGGGGACGGGGCGCGGGGCUCCGGGACCGCAGCCUUAGUCGCAGCAUCGUGACUUUUCCAUCAUGUCAGAACCCAUCACGCUCAAUGUUGGAGGAAAACUUUAUACCACCUCUCUGUCCACCUUGACUAGCUUUCCAGACUCCAUGCUGGGGGCCAUGUUUAGUGGGAAGAUGCCAACCAAGAAGGACAGCCAAGGCAACUGCUUUAUUGACAGAGAUGGAAAAAUCUUCCGCUAUAUCCUGAACUUCUUGAGAACUUCUCACUUGGAUCUCCCCGAAGACUUUCAGGAAAUGGGUUUACUUCGACGGGAGGCAGAUUUCUAUCAAAUUCAGCCUCUGAUUGAAGCCUUGCAGGAGAAGGAGGUGGAGCUUUCUAAAGCAGAGAAGAAUGCCAUGCUCAACAUCAGCCUCGAUCAGAAGACCCAGACUGUUCACUUCACCGUUCGAGAAGCACCCCAGAUUUACAGCCUGUCUUCCUCCAACAUGGAAGUGUUCAGUGCUCAUAUCUUCUCCACUUCGUGUUUGUUCCUGAAGCUUCUUGGUUCCAAACUUUAUUAUUGCUUCAACGGAAACCUCUCUUCAAUAUCCAGCUACCUGCAGGACCCCAACCAUUUGACCUUAGAUUGGGUUGCAAGUGUGGAAGGUCUUCCCGAAGAGGAGUACACGAAGCAGAACUUAAAGAGACUCUGGGUGGUGCCAGAUAAUAAGCAAAUCAAUAGUUUCCAGGUAUUUGUGGAAGAAAUGCUAAAAAUAGCUGUCAGUGAUGGUUUCUGCAUAGAUUCUUCUCAUCCACAUACUUCAGAUUUCAUGAAUAAUAAGAUUAUUCGCCUAAUUCGAUACAAGUAGGAAUGUUUUUUUCUUACGAUGCCAUCAUGGAGAUAACACAGGUUAAGUGUUUCCCUUUAAAACACACACUUACAGCCUAAUUCAGAAUCAUGCUUACCUGGAUUAAGAGUCACUAACAGGGAGAUGAUUUUCCUUUAAUGUAUUUACCAAUACAGUCUUUCAGAAUAUGUCUAUAUUCUAAAUAGAAGGAAUAUUGUCUAGCACCUGAAUUAAGGAUUGGUUCUGUCUCAGCCUCCACCUCUAACCUGCCAUACAAAUGUGGGGAAAAUCACUUAUCUUCUUACUACAUUUUCCAGAUGAAAAAUGGGAAUGAUCCUUAACCUGUAAUGUAGGGAAUGCUCAGUUAUCAGGGUUUGGAAAGUGUCUGGAGAUCAGAUGUGGCGAAGGAAGCCCGGAGACAUAGUGAGAUCAGCUGUACAGAAGGAAGCCACAGAGUCACAGUGCAGCAGAAGACAGUUCAGAAAGGCACGUUUUCCUUGUCUUUGCCAUGUAACCUGAGCAGAGGACCCAAGAAGCUUGUUUCAAUUCGUGGAGAAGCCGCCUUUCCACAUGGACACGUUGAAUCUAGAUGUAAAGGAAGGUGCACAUUGCCAGUGAGUAGAGGAUCCUGUCUGUUCUGUCGCCAUCUGAAGAUGACUUAGUUUUUUUUUCCUGAACUGUGUGAGGAAACCACUGCUGUGUUCUGCUUUCAGGGAAGCCAUGGUUGAAUGAUGUGACUGACUCUGGGAACAACCAAGAAAGCCGUAACAGAGAGAAAGAUGUCUUUACAAACUGACAAGAUUGUGUCUGUUGGAGAACCUUGCUUUGGAUGCUCUUACACCUUGACAUUUUCAUUCCGAAGGCAUCCAAGACAACUAUUCCUUUUCUUUCUCUUACAAUGCUGUAUUUGUCUCGAGGAUGCUCCCAGAAACACUCUCUGAGGUGAUGACAGCUUUAGAGGGAAGACGUCCCCAAAUAUCAUCUGAAUGGUUGGGUUUCUUCUGACUGGACAUGACCUUCCCUUGGGAGGUCUCCCUUCAGCAGUGUCUGGAGCUUAUGGGAUGGCUUUUGGGUAGGAUGGAUUCCAUCUGAAAGGACUACUUUUCCAUCAUCGUCUCUACUACUUUUAAUUACAAAACUAGAGGCUCAGUUUUUCUACCUCUAUACACUGAGCCAUUUUUUUAUACCACUGUGAAAUGUCAGACUGCUAAAGGCACCAUUUUACCUUCUUGCUUGGCUUUAGUGUCCAGUUGUCAGAGAGAUAAGGCAGUGGGAAACAAAGGGUGAUGACAGUGGUCAAGCCCUUUCCUAAAAGCCUGAUCCUUGCUAUGAUGAAGAUCACAGUCCCCUAGCUGCAUGUUAGCUCUAGAUGCCACUUUUGCCACGUUCAAGGUGGUUCAUUCUUCAGCUGACUAUUUUUAAGAGUAUCUUAGCUGUCUUUCCCUAGUCAGAUCUCUAUGCAUGCAUGAGAGACCCUCCAGAACUUUUCCCAUUCCCUCACGUGAGAUACAAGGGAAACUGCAAUAACCAACUUUAGUGUUUAUAAUUUUAUUGCUUCUUAGCACAGAGGUACAAAGCUCAAUAUUGGUCUUGUUCUUUCUUUUCCCGGAGCAGCUAGGCUGUUCUUACGUUAAGCUGAUCCAUGAGGAGCAAAAAAAACCUCAUUAAUAUUGUUCUAAAAAAACUGUGAGAUAAAUAUAUUCCCACUGUCCCAAGCUGUAUUGCAUGAAUAACACAAAUCAGCAUGCUGAUGGUAAAAGUGUUCAUUCACUCUGUAGCUACUGGCAGCCUGUUAUAAAUCUCUUUCCCUGUCUGCCUCGGUGCAAGACUCACCAGCAUGAUGGUGGAAAUGAGACCAUGUUGUUAGGCCGUACUGACUGGGACUGAAGUCCAAAGAACCAUUAAGCCUCGCCACUUCUUGUGAAUUUUGAGGAUUAGAAGCAGAAUGCUGUGGCCAAAUUUCAACUUUCAACUUUUCUGCCUUCAGUUGCAUUAGGAAGAACUCUCUUUUUCCUGUUCCUGUCCUGAAUUAUGAAGCAGGAGUAACAUACUCCAGAAGAUGCAGCGUGCCAUUGACAAAGCAGAGCAACACAGAUGUGAAUCCUGUUUCUGCUGAGAGAUUGCCAGUCAGUUGGACAUUCAUAGUUAUCAUCUAUGCAGAUGCUAUUAUUAUGAUCUGUAAAAUACCAUUCGUGAACUCUCUUUCAUCAAAUCUAUGCCUUCAAACAGAUAUGCCUCUGCUGAACUUAUGAUAAAAGCUUUGGGGAGAUGUCAAUGGUAAUAUUUUUUUUUUAACUCAAGCCUUUGAGAGUAUUUUUUAAAUGAUUUGUAACAGCAGUUUUUGAAUGUCAGGACUAAAUGAAUAAUAAUCUGUAAUAAUUA